Molecule: messenger RNA, 2286 nt
Organism: Candoia aspera
Lineage: Eukaryota; Metazoa; Chordata; Lepidosauria; Squamata; Candoiidae
Gene: TAPBP
Product: TAP binding protein
Exons: 8
Coding region: 374-1777 (467 amino acids)
Biological process (GO): antigen processing and presentation of endogenous peptide antigen via MHC class I; peptide antigen assembly with MHC class I protein complex
Cellular component (GO): MHC class I peptide loading complex; membrane
Molecular function (GO): TAP complex binding; MHC class I protein complex binding
Source: RefSeq, a predicted model, not a curated record
UUGCCCCCCACCACCACCACCACCACGCAGGGGGCACUUUUUCCUUGCCCCGAAAGAAGAGUUGAGCCCGCCGGCCGCGAGGCCGAUCAGCCCAGUGCCGACAGACGCUUUUGCGCGAGUGGACCAGCGAGCCUCCGCGCCGCCGGGACAAUUUGGGGUGCAGGAGCCCCAAGGGAGCGGCCGAGGCCAUUGGCCGAGAUUCUGCGCCGGAGAGCAGCUGGCAGCCCCGUCUUCCGGCGCCAAAGGCCAGCCGCCCCCUUCCCGGCUACGCUGCUUCCUUCUCCGCCGAAAGCGAAAGCGGGUCCGCCGCCAGAGGAGACCGCGCAGCGUCGCUCUCCCGCGCUCGAUCCUCGCUGGUCCGAUCCCGCUCGGCAUGGCCACCUCGUCCGCGCCCGCCUGCGGCAACUUGCAGAGCCCCGUCCUCCUCCUCCUCCUCCUCCUCGUCGGUGCGUCCCUGAGCGCGUCGCCGCCGCCUUCAGCCGCCGCCGCGGCCAAGCUGGGCUGCUGGUUCGUGGAGGAGGCGGGAGGCAGCGGCGGCCGCGGGUCAGUGUUGCCCAGCGACCUGAACCAGCGCCGCGCUGUGCUCAUCCUGCCGCCACCGGGCCGCCGCCUGCCUGAAGCCUCCCUGGAGCCCGACCUGCCCGCGGAGGUGGAGCCCGGCCUGGCCUUCCAGCUGCUGGACCCAUCUGGGACCCUCUGGAGUGGCAGAGAGCCCGGGGCCCACCCCCUCUGGCAUGGGGCCGAUCUCCCCAGCCCAGAGACUGAGGCCCAGGUGGCCUGUGAGAUCAACCCGUACCACCCCCAAGAGGCCCAUGUGCCCUGGGCUGCAGGGCUGGUGGGGCAGAAGGGCUGCCCCCGCUCCCUGGAAGGCCAGUGGGUCAUCGCCACCAUCCAGAACCCAGAGGUGAACUUCGGGGUCAGUAGCAUCCUGCACGGGGAGGCACCGUUGUCUGGGAAACGAGAGGCUAGCAGGAUCACCACAGCAACAGCGGUCCUCUCUGUCUUCACCCGCACACCCCACCUGCAGGCCCGCCUGGGGCAGGACAUGCUGCUCGACUGUGGCUUUUCGGCUCCAUCCGUGGCCUUCUCCGUCGAGUGGCGCCACCAGCAUAGCGGGGCAGGGCGGGUGAUCCUGGCCUACGACGGAGCUGCCCAGCGUGUCUCGGUGUCUGAGGACGGGGCCCGGCUCUUUCUGGAUCCCACAAGUGGCAACAUCUCACUGCAGCUGCAGGGCGUCCAGGUGCACCAUGAGGGGAUCUACAUCUGCUCCGCCUACCUGCCCCACCUGCAUGCCCAGCAAACUGUGGAGCUGAAGAUCGUGGAGCCACCCAAGGUGACCCUCCGCCCAGACCCGUUCUCGGUGCCCCCCAGCACCCACACAGAGCUGGCCUGCGAGGUCACUGGCUACUACCCCCAGAGCGUCUCCGUGGUCUGGAAGCAGCGCAGCCCCGGCAAGGCCCAAGAGGUCCUCCUGGACACUUGGGAAUCGGGGCACCGGCAGUCGCCCAACGGCACCUACAGCUUCACCAGCUAUGCCCGCCUGCCACCUGUCCAGCCAGGAGACCAGGGGGCCUCGUACAGUUGCCAUGUGGCUCAUGUGGGGCUGGGCGGGGCAGGGCUCCAGAAGGCCGUGAAGCUGCACGUGGCAGGGUCCUCGGGCCCCUCUGUAGAGGACGUCAUUGGCCUCUUCCUGAUUGCCUUUGCACUUCUUGGCUUUCUGCAGGCGAUUUCCAGGCAAGUGUUCGGAGAGAAGGAGAAGUCCAAGAAAGUGGAAUGAACUGGACAGCGGACGUCCUCCUGGGUCAUGGAGCCUCCCUUUGGAUCUUCAAGAAAGGGGCAAAGAAGAAACCUGGUGGAGGCGUCUCCCCGUGGAUUUUAGUUGGCAAUUUGGGGAGGGGGUGCUGAAAUUGCUUGGUGUGUGCUUGUCUCCCCUUCCCACAAAAAGGAAGCAGGAAUCCCAGUCUUCUUCCCACCCCACCCCUUUGGCAGAUGGGGAGGCCUGCCUGCCCACCCCAGGGCCCUUUGAAUGGGUAGGAGCCUGCCCUCACUUUCUCACCGUGACAGCUUUCACAGCAGAGCCAUGGUUUCCUGACAGCAGUGCAGCCGGCUUUUAGCUGUGCAAACUCUCCCAAAAUAUUGGCCCUGGUGGCUCCUGAAAUAAUGGAACCCGCCUGGUCUGCUCUGGGCUCAAAGAGGGGAGGCAUUUAAAAAGCCAGCAGAGGGCCUGGCACCAGAUUUUCUCCCUUGUAAUCUGACCAUGGAUAGUUAAGCAAUUUUGGUUUCAAA